AUGUUGGACGGCGCCCUCGAGAGGAGAGAAGUCUCCAAGCAGGGCAGGACCUUUGUCGUAGUCGGAAUCAUCGCCGUCGCCAUCUUCGCCAUCCUCAUAAUCACAUACUUCUCCACCCUUAAGUUCCGCGCCCCGUACCGCGCCGCAAAGAAAGCACAACAGUCGUCCGCCGACAAACUCCCCUCGUUAUUCUCGUGGAAAGCGUUCCGCAAGCGCCCGCGCCGAAAUGACUACUCCACCAGUCUGCAGGAUACGGAGUACCGGGGGAGCACAAGCAGGGCGAGUGGUGAGAUGAGCGGAGCAGCAACAGGAGAUCCGGAAAGGCAAAUAAACAGCACAACCGGUGCCGGCGUCGACAGAAACACCUCCGUCCGCAGCGUCAUGACCCUCCCCGCCUACUCGUCUGCCGCACGAGAGAACGAGCGCGUCCUCGCCCGCGAAGGCGAACGCGGCGGCGUAGACACAGUUCUCGAACUCCCCGAGACCGUCGACGAAGAAGAGCGCCAACGAGAAGAAGAAAUGGAAUCUCUAUACCAAAUCCGGCUCGCCCGCCGCAUCGAAGCCACCGACCGCGAAGCCCGGCGUCAAGCCCGACGCGAAGCCCGCGCACGAGGCGACGUCCAGGCCCUAGCUGAUAUACGGCGCCGCGCAGAAGAAGCAGCCGACCUCUCCGUCUCCCAGAUGCUCAUCGCAGAGCACCAAGCCCGGACCCGGUCGAGAGACAGACGCGUGAGUGCUGUUGCAUAUGGCGAUCUAGGCGUCGCGCGCCACGACGGCACACGCCUCCGAGCCAACUCCUCCGAAAGCGACAACAGACCCCUCCUCGACUCCGCCGCCUCCUUCUCCGGUCAAUCCCGCGGCCGUGACGCCCACGCCCGCGGCCUCUCCGUCACUUCUCUUACACAAUCCGUGGAAUCGCGCGGAUCCGACGAUUACGACUUUGCGGAUGCGUCGCGCUCGAAUUCACAUUCUACUGCUGGGCCUAGUCCUGGUCCCAGUCCAAAUACCGAGGGGUUUGAGGUUGUGAGUUUGAACCCGGAGAGGAGUUAUAGUGGGAGUGGGAGUGGAAGUGGAGUUGGCGGGAGUGGAGGUGGUGGGAUGGUACCAGGGGAAGACGCGCCUGCGUAUGAAGAUCCCCCGAAUUACGAAAGUCCGAUUAAUACGAGGGCGCCGCAGUUACCGGCGUUGAAUCUGAAUUUAGAGAGACUGCCUAGUAUACGCGUUACGACGGGUGAGACGCCUGUGGAGGGCAGGGUGGGGUCGCCGUUGAGGUAA
Molecule: messenger RNA, 1275 nt
Organism: Alternaria novae-zelandiae
Lineage: Eukaryota; Fungi; Ascomycota; Dothideomycetes; Pleosporales; Pleosporaceae
Exons: 3
Coding region: 1-1275 (424 amino acids)
Source: RefSeq, a predicted model, not a curated record